Molecule: messenger RNA, 3412 nt
Organism: Hydractinia symbiolongicarpus
Lineage: Eukaryota; Metazoa; Cnidaria; Hydrozoa; Anthoathecata; Hydractiniidae
Product: signal transducing adapter molecule 2-like
Exons: 16
Coding region: 130-1818 (562 amino acids)
Biological process (GO): protein transport to vacuole involved in ubiquitin-dependent protein catabolic process via the multivesicular body sorting pathway
Cellular component (GO): ESCRT-0 complex
Molecular function (GO): phosphatidylinositol binding; ubiquitin binding
Source: RefSeq, a predicted model, not a curated record
GGUCUUACGGUCACUUUAAUCAAGUCAGAAAAGAAACAAAAAUACAAAAAUGCAAUAACAGCACAAACCAGAAGGGAAAACAGAACAGAAAAUCGAACAGCGUCCAGUUACCACCAAGUCUUAGCCAAAAUGCCUAAAUCUGCACUUGAGUCUGAUAUUGAGAAAUGUACCAGCGAGUUCAAUGUAACCGAGGAUUGGCAGCUUAUUAUGGAUCUAUGUGACAGAAUAAAAACAGCCAGCAAUGGAUCAAAAGAUGGUUUAAAAUAUAUUACUCGCCGUCUUCAGCAUCAAAUACCACACAUCUCCAUGCAAGCGUUGUCGUUACUUUCAGCUUGUGUUGAAAACUGUGGUAAGCCUUUUCGUUUGGAAAUAUGCUCCAGGGAUUGGACGAAUGAAGCAAAGCAAGUGAUUACAAGGGGACAUGAAAAAGUGUCCAUGCGACUCAGAGAACUUAUUCAAAAGUGGGCAGAAGAUUUCAAAGAUGAUCCACAGUUAAAUCUAAUGGUUCAGUUUUACAAGAAGUUAAAAGCUGAUGGAUUUGCAUUUCAAUCUUCGUCAUCGUUAUCAGAGGGGAGUAGCAAAAGUGUUGUGUCUAACUCAAAAAAACAGGAAGAUGAAAUAAACUUUAAAGAAGACCUAGAUCUUGCUAUUGCAAUGUCAUUACAAGAAGCUGAAGCAAAUAAGAAGGCACCAUCUUCUUCUGGUAGUCUGUAUCCAACAUUUACUUCUGCCCCUCCAGCUGUAUACCCAGAAGAGCGAGAGGUUUGUAAAGUAAAAGCUCUGUAUGACUUUGAAGCUGCUGAAGAUAAUGAAAUGACUUUCAAAUCUGGCGAGAUAUUUACUGUGCUUGAUAAUAGUGACCAAAAUUGGUGGAAAGGGCGUAAUAACCGUGGCGUGGGGUUGUUUCCAGCUAACUUUGUUACAACUGAUUUAUCCGAACCGAAAACAGAGAAAAAGAAGGUACGCUUUGCUGAUUCUAAAGCUCCUGCAGCAGAAAAGAUAGUCGUGAAAAAAACGAAAACAGUAAUAAACGAGGAACAAUUAGACUUGACGUUGAGCAUGUUAAAGAAUGCAUCUCCAAAUGAAAUAGACGAUGAAGAGGAGACGAUAUGCUCUAUGGAGGACAGCGCUAGAGAGAUGGGAACUCUGCUUGAGAAGAAGAUUUUAGAGUGCGACCGACAGAAGGAUGAUUUGACGGAUUUGAAUGACAAGUUUUUACAAGCCCUCUCCAUGUAUCAGCAAUACAUGAAGGAGCCAAUGAGUGCUCCACAACCUGUGUACCAGCCUACUACGUCGCCUCAGACUAGUUUACAAUAUCAACAGCCGCAUAGUUACUAUCAACAGCACCACCAACCACAACAAUACGCUACCGCAAGUCCGUAUCCAAUACAGCCAACAUCAGCGAUGCAACACCACCAAAUGGAUAAGUCUUAUUAUUACCAAACAGCGUCGCAGCAACCGGCUUCGUUACCACCACAAGUAAGCGCUCCACCGCCGCAUCAAAACUAUACCAGCCAACCAGCUUCGUUACCUCCAAUGUCAGUAGCACCCGCACAAAUGGACUCUGUACCUAUUUCGUACGCUCAACAGCCAGCGUCACUACCACCUGUAGCCGCUCCGUAUCCACAACAAGCAAUGUUACCACAACAGCCAGCCUCUCUUCCAUACGACUACACACAGAGCCCUUAUUCUCAACAGUAUAACUCCGGACAAUAUUACAGUAAUGAUAACAUACAAUACACAUCACCCCCGGAAUAUUCGAGCUAUGGCUAUGCGGUUCCGCAAAAUACUCAAUCAUAUCAACAAGUUUACCAAUAGCAAGCGCUUAAAAUUAAAUUAUUAGCCAAUGAGAAUAUUGUAAUCGAAUUAAACGAGAAGAUAUUGAAAUGGGUAUAACGAGUUUUGUAUCUCGUAUAUGGGUUGUACCUAGGCAGCAUGGCAGUUUAAACAAGUCUUGACUGUGCGAGUUGAAUGAUGGAUAUUGAUGUUGUGGUGUGUACACAAAAACUUGAAUCGAUGGAAGUUCUUUAGCAGCAUUCGAAGGCUUAUACACAGUUGGAUAUAUCUCCUUCUCGCUGCUAUCUUAAAAUGUUCUUUUAUUUUUGCGUGUUUACUAUGCACGCCUUUGAAGUUAUAUUGUAUUAUUCAGGGAAACUUUUGUGAGACCUAAAAUUUGCGAUAUUUACCAGGUAAACUUUCGCAAAAUGUGGUUUUCGUAAAAUUUAGCGAGUGCGGAUUGCGAAAAUAUUCAUUUUUGUUAAACUACUGCACAUUUUGUAACUAGAAUAUUACACUACAGACUGUUUUCAUCGUCCAACUUCCUUUGUGGAAAGCGGAUUCGACCAAAUUCUCUUCCCGGUUAAAGUUUUCCCCUUUAAGGUAUCGAAUAAGUUAAAGUUUUUUCUUUUUUUAUCGAGAAAGACUAUAUGAAUAACUUGGGGAAGGAAUAACUUUCGUGAAUUACAAACUAACAAAAACGUCAAUUCUUUGCAAGUUUAUUUUGUCGAAAAGUUUCUAUCGCAAGUUUAUUUUGUCGAAAAGUUUCUGUCGCAAGUUUAUUUUGUCGAAAAGUUUCUAUCGCAAGUUUAUUUUGUCGAAAAGUUUCUAUCGCAAUUUAAGUUACUGUGUAUUAAAGUUUGUUUUUUGUUCUUUGUGGCAUGAUGCGAUUUUUUUGUAAAUGUUGGAAAUUUGUUGCUGUUGACGGCGAUAAAUUAGUUAGUUGGAGUUAGCACUGAACCUUAAUGACAUUUGCUUUUGGUGAAGUUGGGAAAGUGCUCCAUUGAUGAAAUAAAUAAUGACAAUCUGAAGAAAUUUUUGAGUUGAAAGUUUUAUACAAGCUGGGGCCUUUAAACUGACAUCAUCUUCUAUUAACACGCAUGUCAAGUUUUCAUGAAAGGUGCUUCACUGAUAGCCUUGUCAAACAGUAAAUGAAAUUCAACCUCUGAUUUUCACAUCAGUUAGUACGGUUUUUUAUUUCUCAAGCAGUAGUCAUGUUGAUCACAAUUAGACUCCCGAACAACGCUUCGUCCUCCAUUGUCAGAUCGAUAUUCGCGCAUGCGUACAACUGUUUAAAAGUGUUGACAUGCACUUAAUUUUUUGUACCGAAAUGCAUGUCGAGAAACUUCUUAGGAUUGUAUUUAAACAAAUGGCUUUAAAAGUGCGACACUAGCCUCCCAAAAAUUGGGUGGCUGAUUUACAGGGCGUUGAUUUACAGGGUGUUAAUUUACAGGGUGUUGAUUUUAACAUUGCGUGAGUUUCUUUUAAACAAAAGUGCGUGUCAACACAGUGUGAUGUAAAAACUAUUUUGAUGGAAUAUUUCAAAUUAAUAUGAUUUUUUUCCAGUAAUGUGUGAAUGUAAAAUUUAUUUUUUUUGGCUGUAAAAAGAUGGUGGCCUGUUAGCCAUGCAAAGUUG